Lentinula edodes (shiitake mushroom) is the source of this 261-nucleotide messenger RNA. Its product is annotated as bola protein. The record is from RefSeq and is a predicted model, not a curated record. Bases 1 to 261 code for a protein of 86 amino acids. Gene Ontology annotation, cellular component: cytosol; nucleus. Gene Ontology annotation, molecular function: 2 iron, 2 sulfur cluster binding. The transcript has 3 exons. NCBI's taxonomy places the organism in Eukaryota, Fungi, Basidiomycota, Agaricomycetes, Agaricales, Omphalotaceae. Gene Ontology annotation, biological process: intracellular iron ion homeostasis.
AUGAUCAACCUUGCAGACCUCGAAGCUGCCAUCCGAACCGCUCUCCCAGUCUCUCAUCUGGAGAUCGAAGAUCAAUCAAGUGGCUGCGGAGAAAGCUAUGCGAUUGUACUAGUCAGCGAGGCCUUUGACGGGAAAAAUACCCUCUCUAGACAUCGAUUCGUGAACGAUCUCUUGAAAGCCCAGAUCGCACAGAUGCAUGCUUUUUCGCAGAAAACGUUCACACCCAAGCAGUAUGAGGACUAUCUGGCUAAGCAAUGCUAG